Molecule: messenger RNA, 3986 nt
Organism: Cyanistes caeruleus (blue tit)
Lineage: Eukaryota; Metazoa; Chordata; Aves; Passeriformes; Paridae
Gene: SLC25A40
Product: solute carrier family 25 member 40
Biological process (GO): mitochondrial transmembrane transport
Cellular component (GO): mitochondrion
Source: RefSeq, a predicted model, not a curated record
CCGGAGCUCGGCGCCCUGCCUCGGGAGGCGGGGUGGGAGUGCCUGCCUUCUUCCCUCCUCGGCCCUGCCCGGGCUCUGCUUGAGUUGCGCAGACCUUUGCCCCAGGCGGGCGCAGCCGAUAAGCGGGUUUGUACGCGGUUCUGGGCAGCGCUCCCCUUCGGAGUUACAGAUACGUGAAAAUUUGACAAUAUCCCCACCCACCGUUAGCAGUUGUUAGCACCUGAGAGGCCAGAGACGGUUUUUCUUUUCCAGGGAUAAAGCCAUGGCUGAAAUGAGUAAUAUCAAUAUACAAAAGCUUACCAUUGUUCAGCAAGCAAUAGCCUCUUGUUGUGGAGCUAUAAUUACAUCAUUAUUUGUAACUCCUCUUGAUGUUAUCAAAACUCGACUGCAAACCCAAAACAAUCCGUUCCAUAAAGGGAAGUGUUCGGUGUCCUCCAAUGGCCUUAUGGAUCAUGUAUAUGUUUGUGAAAAUGGGAACAGCAAAGCCAGGUAUAAAAAUCCUGGGCAUUUCAAAGGGACAUUGGAUGCAUUUGUGAAAAUAAUUCGAAUAGAGGGAAUUAAGUCGCUGUGGAGUGGACUUUCCCCAACACUAAUAAUGGCAGUUCCUACCACAGUAAUCUAUUUUACUUGCUAUGACCAGCUAUGUGAAGCUUUGAAAAAUAGACUAGGAAAGCAUGAUGAGCACAUUCCAGCUAUUGCAGGUUCCUUAAGCAGAUUCAGUUCUGCUACUGUGGUGAGUCCCCUGGAGCUGAUCAGAACUCAAAUGCAGUAUCGCAGGUUGUCCUACAAGCAGCUGUACCUGUUAAUCAGCACCAAAGUGGCUGUAGAUGGGUGGUCCUCCCUGUGGCGGGGCUGGACUUCUACUAUUCUGAGAGAUGUACCUUUCUCAGCAAUGUAUUGGUAUAAUUAUGAACGUUUCAAGAAGAUGAUGUGCAAGGAAGUUGGUGCAAGUGAACCUACAUUUUUUGUUUCUUUUACUUCAGGAGCAGCAUCUGGCUCUAUUGCAGCUGUCACAACUCAGCCAUUUGAUGUAGUGAAAACACAUAGGCAGACUCAACUUUGGGAGACUGAGACCUUAAAAAUUCCACAGAGGGACAGUAAAUCAACCUGGGCAAUUAUGAGGAAAAUUGUCGCUAGAAAUGGGAUGUCUGGAUUAUUUGCUGGUAUCACUCCGCGGCUGUUCAAAGUUGCUCCUGCUUGUGCCAUAAUGAUCAGCACGUAUGAAUAUGGAAAGUCUUUCUUUUCUCAUUUAAAUGAAAAAAAGAAUCAACGUCCUUAAUUCUUCUUCAUCCAAUUGUAUGAAGUCAAUAAUAGAAGUUGUGCCAAUUUAAAUCUGUGAAGAUGUUUUUUAGAAUUCCCCUUCCAUAGAAUUUAGAAUUCUACCAUUACAUUUGGUAACUAAAUAAAGUUUCAUUUUUAACUUUCACAAAGGAUUAAUUCACUCUUUCUAUUAAAACUAAGAAAAUACAUGUUACCCUUAAAUUAUCAUUGAAGAUUUUAUUACUUUUCUUGCAGCUGGAGAGAAAAAAGAAAGGAAGGAAGAACAAAAGAAAAAAGGAGGAAGAGACGAAAAAUUGAGGCUGGACAUAGCAAUGAAUAAUAAUGACUUCCACUGUGUUAAAUUUUCAGUCAUGAUUAAAUAUUUUAGCUGGGUUUUAAAAUUAUGUUUAAAAAUGUUUUGAGUUUCCAAUGGUAAGAUGUAUUUAUUUCUCAGUAAGGAGGUUGAUACAGAGUAAAUUCAAUACUUAUUUUUUCUUGCUGCUUGUUACGUGUUUCAUUCUGUACAUUUGUUAUUUGCAGCUCUGUAUUUUGUGUAAGUGCAUAUUAUAAAACCUUCUCAGGUUUAUUUUAAAAGAAAAAUUCUGUCAAAUUGGAAAAAUACUUAUGCUCAUUAGACACUGAGAGAGCACAGUGCAUACACUGAUAGGGGCUGCAGGGGCUUUUUGUUUAAGGUAAUACUCAAAGAAAAUAAAGCCCAUCUCUGCAUUGAAGCCAACGGUGCUCUGCAGGAACACUCCUUGCAUGUUUCUGGGAGGUGCACGUUGUCACUGUCACCACACUCCAGGGCAGGGCCAGGCCAUGCACACUUUGUGUGGGGUCACCUGGUUCUGUGCCAGCUUGACUCAGCUCUGUGCCCCUCUGAAGGGAAGAGCACGUUUGCGUUGCUGCCGUAGCCACCCUCUGCCCCAGUGUGCUGCACUCCAGGUAGGAGCAGCUACAGCACUGCACUUGACUGUAGGCACUCAAAUUACUAAAUCAGAGCUGCCUCUGUAUGAUCUAAAUUACUUUUUAACUACCCUCACUACCUCCCUCCUUUCGUGCAUUUUCAAUGCUGUUGUUGAAUUCCAUUUUUUGUGUAUUUUAAUGAGGGGGGUAAAGACGUGAGGUUCCACGUGAGGUAUACCAUAGUGCUGGCAAAAGGUGCUGCCAGAGGAAAUGUUUAACACUGUUCUUCCACUGUGACUUUUGAGUGUAAAUUUACAAAAUAAGGCCUAGGGGAACACAGCAGCAGCAGAUAUUGAAUGACACUGAAUGAUACAGUGCAAGAACAACACUCUUCCCCCUUGUGCAAGAAAAGUAUUUGCUAUAAAUUCAGUAAUGCUGUAAUUUACUGAAUGGUCUUACUUUAUCCUGUGUGAUUAAAACAGAGACAACAACUUGUAAGUAGUGAUGAUACAAAAUUUUUAAUUUACAUGCAACGUUUAUGGAACAUCAAGGCAACAAAACCAUACAGUUUUGGUGGUUUAAAAUUAUUUUUAAAAAAUGGUUAAUGUUUAGAACUGAGAAAGAUGCACAUAACUGAUUGCUCAUGCACAAAAUGACACCCAGAAACACGUGUCAGACUACAUAAAAGACUUCAGCUAAACGACACAUGUAGCUCUAAGAAAAGAGCCAUCAGUGAACACGACUGAAGAUCAUGAUUACUGCCCCCUCCAAAACACUAAUGUGGUGUGAGAAGUGUUUAACAGCAAACAAGACCGAUUAAAUCACUGUACAUUGAUGCAGAAUGUUAACUUGUGGAAUCUGGAUUCCCUCAUUUUAUUUGUAGUAAAAAUGCAUCUCUAGUUUACAAAUUUAUAUUUAAUAAUGUUACUCAAGAAACAGGUGCUUAAUGUGAUAAAAAAAAGAAAAAGUUCCAUGAAGUAAUGGACAUUCUGAACAUGUAUGAAAGGAUUUAAUGGUCAGAAUGGUUUUAGUACAGAGAAAUUACCUGUGUGGGUACAUGAGGGCUUGAAAGACCUGGUGGUUUUGUUAAACUGCUUUAAAAUUCUGCAUUAAAAUAGCAUCAGUGGUUGUGUACCCUGCCAUGGAUAUAGUGACCUCCAGCAGCAUGGAUUAGAGAGAUGAGGAGAUGGAUUCUUAUCCUCUAGCUAAAUCCAGCAGCGCCUUGAGUUCCAGAAAUGCAUAGCCUCGUACUUAAAAAGACUAAAUAUUUCAGUUAAGGUAAGAAUGAAUUCUCUUUUUUUCAAGCCUGCCCUAUGACAACCAGUUUGAAGUAGUAGUGCCAAGGUAUCAUCACAAGAGGCAAAUCAACUAAACCUGUACAGAGUGUAGUGACAUACUGUAAACACCUAGGAGUAAGCAAUAAUUAAAAAUCUGUCUUGUAUUGCAGCUACUCAUGUAAACAAUUUAUGAAACUUCUUUGGCACAAAAAAGCAUUUCCCCUAGCACUUAUAAAUACAACAUACUUACAUGCAUUUCACUUUUGUUGAAAAAGUUACUAAUCAUACUGAUAAGCAUUACCUUGAUUAGCAAAAUUCAUAGAUAAAGGAUCCAUUGUAUCUUACAAAGAAUUAAGAAUAUAGUUUGCAAUUCAAAAAUUAUUUUGCAAACUUUGAAACUGGGUAAUCUGGAAAGUUAGUUACAUUUAAAAAAAGUCUACCUUUUUUUUUCUCCUAUCAGUAAUUUAAAUCAAUGGCAAGUAAUUUGAGAAAACUGACUUAAAGAUGUUCGUUCUGCUGUAUUACCUAAGCAAGAAAAAUACC